AUGUACCUCAGUGGCUGGCAAGCAGACGCCGGCUGUGUCCACCGCCUGCCCGCCUUGCCCGCCUCCAGCACACAGCACACAGCACACAGCACUGCCUUGCUUGGCCCAGCAAAACCCGCCCGUCAAGUCUGUCCUCGCUCUCUCCAUCCUCCGCGCUCCAGCGUAAACGGGUCCCCCCAAGGCCUCGCUCGCUCCCUCCAUUCGUCCAUUAUUCAGUCCUACUUGCCGCUUCUCCCGCUCAACAUUCUCCCUCCCAUCGUCAACGUCAACCGCCGUUGCAUCUCGACACCGUCAACCGCGCUGCAACCCUUCCCUUCGCCCCAGACACUUGGUACAUUCCGCGGACACGCACCGCCGCCGCCCACGUCCCGCCCGGUCAUGACAUCGGCUGGUGGCCCUGGCGCCGGCAGCCCUCUGAUCGCGGGAGCCCUCACGUCCAGCGGCGAAUUUCACGAUUUCUCCGACGAUGAUCUCGGAGCCUCCAACCUCUUCGACUUUUCCAACAGCCCUGAUACCCUCCAGAGCCUCGGCGUCAUAAGCACCUCCAAGGACCAGGACGCCUUCCUCAACCCCCAGCAGCUGGCUGUCGGUCCCUUCCCCGACUCGCCCAACGGCUCCUCCCAAGACUCUUCGUCAGAGUCCGCCGAGACCUCCAAGCCCUCCACCGCAUCCACAUCCACAUCCGCAAAGACGCCUGCUACUUCGGUCACCGAUGCCCCCAUGGACGACGACGGCUCGCACAUGAACAUGGACUGGGGGAAUACCCAUCUUCCCCAUUUCGAUGAGGAUGACAAUCCCUUCAAUUUUGGCGCCACCACUGGCCAGACUGAUGUCAACGGCUUCUAUGGCUUCCCCGAACAAGAUGACAGCUUCAUGGACCAGUCUUUUGAUUUUGAGAGCGCAUCCAGCAGCCCCGACGCUCUUCCCACAGGCCCUGUAACAAUGGCUUCGCCCGGCAUGCCGACCAUCAAGUCGACAAGCCCUAAUAAGAAUAAUAACAUGCCCGCAAAGUCCAAACCUCAACUUCACAAGAAGAAGGCUUCGAUCCACUCUGUCGCGUCGUCACAAAACGGCAUCAAACGAUCGCUUUCUCGAGAAGUAUCGCCCAUGUCAACCUUGGUCGCUAGUCACAACUCCUCUCCCGCCACAGCCUUUCUGAACUCGCCAUCGGCCAUUGUCAAGGCUGAGUACUUCCACGCGAGGGGCCAGGAUGGUGUGUGGCCUAACAAGCCUACUGUACAGGCUGCCGCGGACGGUGUGCCGUCCCCGGCUUCCUUUGUGCCCCAUAACCAUAACAUGGCUCAAGCUAGACAAAUGGCUCAGCAAAUGGCCAUCUUCAACCCAGCCCCAUUUAACUUUACUGGCUACGAGCUUCGCAUUCUGCCAACACCGAUGAAAUCUCGAGUUGAGACGCAGAUUCCGAUCAAGAUGACGCUCUCCCCUCUUCCUCCUGGUGUAACCAAGCUUCACCUUCCUGCGCAUACGAUAUCCAAGCCAAAGCUUCUGGCAAAGCCGACACCGGAGCCGUCUCCCGAUACUCUCGUGCUGCACGUUAGUUUAGUAUGCACCAGCGCAAUGGAACAACCCGAAUGGAAGAAGAAAGCUCUCGAGAGAGCCAGGACGCAACCCCAGGGCAGCUUGCCUGAUCUGGAUGAUGAAGAAAACUCGCCCCAAAACGGCGGCGAGGUUCGUAUAUGUGCCGGCUGCAUUACACGAGAAAGAAAGCGAGCGGCCAGGAAAAAGAUCAAGAAGCCUGAUGAGGAAAAGGUGUGGGGUCAGGAUGAAGAACGCCGUGUCAUUGUCUUUAAUACCCAAGAGGUCAAGGAAUGGCAGCCCAUCAGCGGCAUGCUUGAUUCCAACGGACGGCCGGAACCCGUUGUGUCAAAUCGCACCAUGCAGAUUGAUGCACCUAUGCGCAUCGCCUGUUACUGCCGUCAUCAUGGCGAGAAGAUGGGCUUCAACGUCAUCUUCACCAUCAAGGAUCACCAGGACCGUGUCAUUGCUCAAGCCAUGUCCAACCCAGUCAUGAUCACUGACGACCACAAGACGCAUCCCAUGGCUCAACUUACCUCGCAAGUUCCCAUGUCUGACACUGUCAGCUCGUCAUCAAUCCCAAUCGCCUCCGCACCCAUCACCGAUGCCAAUGGCAUGAUUGUCUCCAUCCCCAACGGCAACUUUAGAAUGUCGCAGGCAGGAAGCGACGUGUCAUCUAUGCAAAAUGGCUACACGAGCUCCAACUCGGGCAAAACUACGCCAACUAUGAGUACAGUAACUGUACCGGCCCGCCCACACUCGAGACCUGGCUCCCCUACACAAGGGCACCCGCUACCAAAGAGAAGGAAAGCCAGUAACUCCCGAGUACCCAAUGGGUUGGAGAUGACCCGUCUCGACACCUCACCACAGCCUCCACACUCUGUUGCUAGCCAACGAUCAACCGUCACCUCACCAUUCAGUCCGCCCUCUGCUUUCCAACAAGCUGAACAUCUCUUUGGUAUACCGAAUGGCCAACUGCCAUUUACCAAUGGCCCUCCUACCCCCAACAGCAACAACGAUCAGGCCUCCUUCUUUGCCAAUAACCGCUCCGCUAGCAUGGACAAUCUUGCCAUGGCCAACAUGUACUCGGCUCCCACAUCUAGCCACGCAAGCCGUGCCCCCAGUCCCAACAGCCUCCAAGCCAGCGUUCAGCAGAACCAAUUCACUGCGCUCGCUAACGGUCUUUAUGCUCCUCUUAGCGCUCCUCGUGUCACACCGGUUAUUCACAAAAUUAUCCCCAAUGAAGGUCCCAAGAUUGGCGGUAUUGAAGUCACCGUCCUGGGAGCUGCUUUCUUCCAGGGUCUAGAGGUUUGGUUUGGCGAUCAACGAGCUACUACCACCACCUUCUGGGGCGAAUCAUCUCUUGUUUGCUUGCUACCUCCCUCACCUGUCUCCGGAACCGUCCCGGUAACCUUUAAGCUGCAAGGUGUUCUACCUCAAAACUUCCCCAUGGCUAAGCAGCCACCAACAUUUAAAUAUGUCGACGACAACGAAGACAAGCUCAUCAGAACAGCUCUCUCUGUUCUGGGACAGAAGAUGUCGGGCCAGAUGGUGGAUGUGAGUGACCUGGCACGAAGAAUUCUCAACGAUGGCAGCAGCUCUGGUGGCUGGACUGGUGGUCCUUCGGGCAGCGGCCCCCAGUUCAAUCACGCCUCCCACGAACACCUCGAGUCGCAGUUGCUCAAGGUCUUGGAUCUGAUUGACCUUGAUGACAGCGCGCACAGGACUAAGCUCGAUUUGAGAAGAUCUACCGGGCACACUAUGCUUCAUCUUGCUUGUUCCCUUGGCUACCAUCGUUUUGUUGCUGCUCUGCUAGCCCGCGGUGCCAACCCCGAUGCUCGCGACAGGGGAGGGUUCACCGCUUUACACAUGGCCUCCCUCCAGAGCCAUUCGGAAAUCGCCCGCCGACUGAUCAUUGGCGGUGCCGAUCCGACGAUCCGCAGCUUGUCUGGUCUCACUGCUACUGAUGUUGCACAGUCUCGCGCCGUUGUUCGUGCUAUCCGUCACUCGGAGCGCCACGCUCGCUCUCGAAGCAGCGGCGGAACCAUCCACAGCCGUACCAGCAGUUCCACGUCUGUCAGAUCGCUCUGGGAGCCUCUUACAAGAGCGAAUACCCACGAUGGACCCAUUUCUAUUGCCUCGGGUGAAGAGAGCCCCGAAUAUACUUCAGGCGACUUCGAAGAUGAAGACCCCGACGAGGACAGCUACCUCACCAUGAGACGCGCUAGCGAAAUCAAUGCUGACAAGGGUCGCUCAGAGGCUGGUGACGCUGAGCUGGUCGAUGCCUCGGCUCCCACAGCCAUAGCCGCCGCAUUGAAGGAGCAGUUCCAACAGCAACUCCAGCAGCUUCAGCAGACGAUGGCUAUGCAUUUCCAGAAUCUGGCCCAUAUUCCACAGCUCCCACAGAUGCCCGGCAUGCCUGUACUACCAGACUACCAGGGUUACCUCCAGCGCAUGCAGCAGUAUGUACCCGGCAUGUCGGGCCCAAGGCCUGACUCUACUGGCGAGAACUCGCCAAAGGUGGACGGCAGAUGGUGGGAUCUGUCAUCGUACAUGGGAGGUGCUGCGGCAGCGACCGCCCUACCUCCAGCAUACGAAGACAUUUUCCCCUCGAAAGAUGUUGAGGAGAAGCAGCGCUCUGCUGCGGAGGCUGCUUGCGAAGCCGAGGCCGACAUGAAGUGUUCCGCCUUGUAUGACCAGCCCAAGACGAGGCUGAAGAAGAGAUCCACCAGAGCCAAGGCUGCAAUCGCUAGCGUGGUUGCUGAGAGCUCUGAAACGGAAAUUCCUAGUGUCCUCAAGAUUGGACGCAAGAAUGCCAUUACCAAAGAACAGCAAGACCAAUUCCUGCGGGCCAGGGAGCAGAAGCUGAAGAAACUCAGCAGCGAUCGCAAGCUCUUCUUCGUCUGGAUUCCCUUGCUGCUAGUCAUGAUUUGCGCGAUGCUUUACAGUUACUUUCCAAAGCUGUUCCCGUUCCUGUUUGGGUCGGUAAAGGCUGUGAUACAGGUGGGACACGCCCGCGCCAAUCGCUACUUGCAGAACAGACAAGAGCGCGUCUUGCCGGCGUAA
This is a messenger RNA of Cordyceps militaris CM01, 4599 nucleotides long. Its product is annotated as ankyrin repeat protein. The record is from RefSeq and is a predicted model, not a curated record. The coding region runs from base 1 to 4599 and encodes 1532 amino acids. The transcript is spliced from 4 exons. Gene Ontology annotation, molecular function: protein binding. Lineage: Eukaryota; Fungi; Ascomycota; Sordariomycetes; Hypocreales; Cordycipitaceae.